GGACCUCCUGUCGGAGAGCGAAGCUCCGCUGGUUUCAAUGAAAGAGGGGGAGAAGAGUAAUGCAGAGGGAUGUAAGAUGGCAGAGCUACAAAUGUUGUUAGAGGAAGAAAUCCCGGCUGGAAAAAGAGCCCUUGUGGAGAGCUACCAAAACCUUUCAAGGGUCGCGGAAUAUUGCGAGAACAAUUAUGUGCAGGCACAAGACAAGAGGAAAGCCCUUGAGGAGACCAAAGCCUACACCACCCAGUCCCUGGCGAGCGUGGCCUAUCAGAUCAAUGCCUUAGCCAACAAUGUGCUGCAGCUGUUGGAUAUUCAGGCUUCACAGCUGCGCAGGAUGGAGUCCUCCAUCAACCACAUCUCUCAGACUGUGGACAUUCAUAAAGAAAAAGUUGCUAGACGAGAGAUCGGGAUCCUCACCACCAACAAAAACACAUCUCGGACCCACAAAAUCAUCGCCCCCGGGAACAUGGAGCGGCCCGUGCGCUACAUCAGGAAGCCCAUAGAUUACACCCUACUGGAUGACGUGGGUCACGGUGUUAAAUGGCUUAAAGCAAAGCAAGGGAAUACCCAGCCAGCUCGGGGAGGUGGAGGAACAUUAUCCAGGACGAAUCCCCCCACACAGAAGCCCCCGAGCCCACCCAUGGCAGGGAGAGGUACCCUGGGACGAAACACACCUUAUAAGACGCUGGAGCCAGUCAAGCCUCCUGUGGUGCCUAAUGACUACAUGACCAGUCCGGCUCGCCUGGGCAGCCAGAACAGCCCAGGACGCACUGCCUCGCUCAGUCAGAGACCUCGAACGCACAGUGGCAGUAGUGGGGGCAGCGGCGGUCGAGAGAACAGCAGUAAUAGUAUGGGAAUCCCUCUGGCUGUGCCAACACCCUCCCCUCCCAGUAUGGCACCAGUAGUUCCUCAAGGUCCAGGUUUGGGCCCGAUCCCGAUGUCUCAGUUCGGAACAAUCUCCCGGCAGAUUUCCAGACACAAUUCCUCCAGCACUUCUUCCUCUGCCUCAAUGGUGUCAGCCACCGGCACCUACCGGCGCGCCCCUGCCGGCUCCUCCCAGUUCUCUGUGCCUCAGCCCCAUCUGAACGGGGGUCCCACAUACCCCCAGAACACAAUGUCUAUCGCUCCACCACCUCCUCCCUUGGCGCAGCUGACGCCCCAGAUUCCUCUCACUGGCUUUGUGGCCAGAGUUCAGGAGAACAUAACAGACAGCCCCUCUCCCCCCCCUCCUCCGCUACCUGAGGACACGCCCUUGUUUGAGGAAGCAGCUCCGCCUCCUCCACCUCCACCUGCGGAUUAUGAUGAAGAAGAUGCAGCUCUGGUGCACUACAAUGACCCCUAUGCUGAUGGAGACCCUCACUGGGCCCCAAAAUCCUUCUUAGAGAAGGUGGUGGCCAUCUAUGACUACGCGAAGGACAAAGAUGAUGAGCUGUCCUUCAUGGAGGGCGCCAUCAUCUACAUCAUCAAGAAAAAUGAUGACGGCUGGUUCGAGGGCGUGUGUAACGGUGUCACCGGACUGUUUCCUGGCAACUACGUCGAGUCCAUCAUGCACUACGCUGACUAAAGCUACAUCCCAGAGACGGCGUAUAAUGCAGCAAAUCAGUUACAAACAUUGCAAAGUGCAUUAGGAUAUGACUGAAUGUUUGUUUUCGUCCAAUCGCAAAUGUAUCCAAGCAUCUGCAGUGCUGAAGGUUUGAGGAGACAGAAGAAUAUGAAUAGAAAAAAGUCUCUCUGCUUUCUGGUUAGGUUGCCUCCUAUAUUUUGUACAUAUAUUACAGUGAGACGUUGCGCUAGUGUUUGUUUUUGUGAGUGUUUUGUCAUCGUAUAGAGACCCGUGUUUGCCAAGUGUCAGCUAGGGCUAGUUAAUUUAGUU
Molecule: messenger RNA, 1870 nt
Organism: Carassius auratus (goldfish)
Lineage: Eukaryota; Metazoa; Chordata; Actinopteri; Cypriniformes; Cyprinidae
Gene: abi1b
Product: abl-interactor 1b
Exons: 11
Coding region: 38-1561 (507 amino acids)
Biological process (GO): neuron migration
Cellular component (GO): lamellipodium; actin-based cell projection; SCAR complex
Molecular function (GO): signaling adaptor activity; SH3 domain binding
Source: RefSeq, a predicted model, not a curated record